CGCUCCCGCGCAUGCGCAGAGCCUCUCAGUGUCUCCUCAAUAUUCUACUCCUGGAAAGCCAAAACCUAAAGAGGGAGAGCGGCUGGGCCCAGAGAGAGGGGGGCAGGCUACAAAGAAGGUCCGAGUGUCCACUAUCGACCCUUCCAAUGUUCUCAAUGUACUGCGAUCGUUGUCCGAACAUUUCUACCCAGAUCAACCCCUGGGGCCUGCACAGAUCCUGUUCUUACUAAGGGGAUUAAAUUGGCUGCAAAUUGUUCAAGAUCCGGCCUCUAAUAACCUUUACCCGAGAACACCAACACAGUGCAAGAUGGAUGCCAGCAUCCUCCCACAGCAGGUUUCAGUCCGGGCCUUGGUGACGUUCCACGAUGUGGCGGCCUGCUUCUCUCAGGAAGAGUGGGGUUUGCUAGAGGAAUGGCAGAAGGAACUUUACAAGAACGUGAUGCGAGAGAUCCACGCUGCGUUGCUGGCAAUGGGAUACUCUAUUCUGAACCCAGAGCAGCUGCUACGGGUACAGGAGAUAAAAGGACCAUCAGAGAGCGAAGACCAAGUGAGCAACCAUAAAAACAUGCUCACAGCAGGUGCCCCGGUCUUUAACCCGGAUAUCUCUCUUUGGAUUCGUGAAGUAGUGGAGGAGGACUUGUCUGGCACACAGAAGGCUGAUCAGACAGCACCAUGGGAGUCUCCCAGCUCAGAGCUUCCCAUCCUAAAGCCAGACUUAUUCCUGCGAAUAAAGCCUGAUGAACUGGUAUUUGAAGCAUGUCCCAACCCGGAGCCUGGCGAUGACCGAGAAGACAGUGAUACUGCUAUGGGAUCAGGCAUUUCUGUGACCAUAGACGGAGAUGCUGAACCGUUCUGGCUGAACAUCGAAGAGGCGGACCAUGAUGAAGUCCUGAGAGAGCAGUGCCAAGAUAAUGGCUUCUUAAGCAGCCCUACUGAGGAAUGUCUUCCGGAUCUCCACGCAGACAACAUGCCUUUAGAAAACGGAUCUCAUUCAUUCCAGGAAGAGUGGGACAAUCCAUCCCCAAUCCGACUCCCUCGUCCCAUGAAGUGCCAAUCUGUUUUCCAGAUCGGGCAGUCUGUUUCUGAGUGUGCGUAUGACUUUACUGAUCCAGCAAGUCCUACUCCACCAAGAGCGUUCCAGUGUUCUGAAUGCCAGCAAUGCUUUAGUGAGAGUGAAACGCUACUUUUACACCAAACAGUGCACACACCAUGGACUUGUGACCCACAGGUGGCUAAUCGGGGCAACUACAUUCCUCAGCAGCCUUCACCUGCCCUGAUAAGGGGCUGUUCAGUAGUACCAGCACCUUAUAUAUGUGGAGACUGCGGAAAGGGUUUUUCCAACUCUUACAAGUUGAAGAUACACCAGAGAAUUCACACAGGAGAAAGGCCAUACAAGUGCCUUGUCUGCGAAAAACGGUUUCACAAGAGCGCCCAUCUCAAGGUCCAUCAAAGGACACACACUGGGGAGCGGCCAUACGGAUGCCAGGUUUGUGGUAAAAGAUUCACAAAGUCCUACCACCUCAAAGUCCAUCUGAGGACACACACAGGAGAAAGGCCUUACCAGUGUCCCGAGUGCCAUAAGACUUUUAGUGUCAACUCCCAUCUCACUGUCCAUCAGAGGACUCACACAGGGGAAAAACCCUUUGUCUGUUUUGAAUGCGGGAAAAGCUUCCGCCAAAAGACUAGCCUCCUUGGCCACCAGAAAUCCCACCAGCGAAUAGGAGAGCGUCGAAAGCUGACUUGGAAGACUCUGUGGCCAGAAAAAUAAUGCAUGUUUUAGUUAAUUUACAGGUUUAGCUAUUUUACCUGCACUUUAGUAUUAGAAGUCAUUCAGCCCUCUCCAAGAAGUUCCCUUGAAUUGGUUUAAAGCCACAUGGCACAUCACACAAACCAUAGAAACAUUGAGGUUGAUGAAACUAUGUGAAAGCCUUGAAGGACCUUGCUGCCACUUGGAGCUGCGGUGGGUUCACCUUCUAUAGACCCAUGUUUCUAUUUGUGUGCUAUAAUCCAAAGCUUUCAGGUGUUUCCUGGCUGUGCCUCCAUUGGUGUACCUGUGGUCUCUCCUUUUAACUGACAGACUCUGCAUGCGGGGGCGGAUUUCAUGGAUGUCUUAGAAGGAAUAGAUGUGGUCUUUUGCUUUGCACACACAAUGUUUGUUGCUCAGUUAAUCCAUCAUUCACAAACGGAACAGACAAGAAUAGAGACUAUUAUAUCUCCCUCUCAGAUUGUCAUUCUGAGGUAGAAAUAUACAAAUUAAAAACCACCCAUCUAGAAAAUGCCUUCAUUGAUUUAGCAUUGCAUGCAUCUUCUAAAAUGAGAAAAGUUUUUUGUCGAUAAUACUCGUUAGUUUGAUAAAAUUACAUCAAGGGCUGGUGGAUUAUACACCAGGGUAAUCGCUGCAAUUGAGGGAGUUACAUUUGUAAGAUUAAAAAUUUAAAUAGACAGUGUUAUAGAAUGAGAUAUCGCCCUGUGCUUAAUACACUGGAAUUCAUAGAUGCUGCAACCAUGGGUCAUAUGCCAAACUAGAGAAACAGCCCAAUGGGUGAAACACCAGAAAUCAUAGCGGGAUAGUGAGAUAUAGUCCGAUGGGUGAUACACCAGACAUCAUAGCGGGAUAGUGAGAUAUAGUCCGAUGGGUGAUACACCAGACAUCAUAGCGGGAUAGUGAGAUAUAGUCCGAUGGGUGAUACACCAAAAAUCAGCGGGAUAGUGAGAUAUAGUCCGGUGGGUAAUACAUCAGAAAUCAUAGCGGGAUAGUGAGAUAUAGUCC
This is a messenger RNA of Pelobates fuscus (common spadefoot toad), 2770 nucleotides long. RefSeq names its product zinc finger protein 227-like. The transcript has 9 exons. Gene Ontology annotation, biological process: regulation of DNA-templated transcription. The record is from RefSeq and is a predicted model, not a curated record. NCBI's taxonomy places the organism in Eukaryota, Metazoa, Chordata, Amphibia, Anura, Pelobatidae. Bases 308 to 1768 code for a protein of 486 amino acids.